Molecule: messenger RNA, 3815 nt
Organism: Colius striatus (speckled mousebird)
Lineage: Eukaryota; Metazoa; Chordata; Aves; Coliiformes; Coliidae
Gene: BCO1
Product: beta-carotene oxygenase 1
Exons: 11
Coding region: 91-1671 (526 amino acids)
Biological process (GO): carotene catabolic process; retinal metabolic process
Molecular function (GO): carotenoid dioxygenase activity; beta-carotene 15,15'-dioxygenase activity
Source: RefSeq, a predicted model, not a curated record
UUCUGAGCCCAGACAGGAGGGGAUCACUGCGGCUGCAGGAGAGGAUCACUGCGGCUGGGACAGGACUGGGAAGUGUUUGUUGCAUGAGAGAUGGAUGCCCUAUUUAGUAGAAAUAAAGAAGAACAUCCAGAGCCCAUAAAAGCUGAGGUGCAAGGUCAGUUGCCCACUUGGCUGCAAGGGAUACUUCUCAGAAAUGGCCCUGGGAUGCACACAGUAGGGGACACUCAGUAUAACCACUGGUUUGAUGGCUUGGCUCUGCUACAUAGCUUUACAUUUAAAAAUGGUGAAGUGUACUACAGAAGUAAGUAUCUCCGAAGUGAUACCUACAACUGCAAUGUUGAAGCAAACCGAAUCGUGGUGUCUGAGUUUGGAACUAUGGCUUAUCCAGAUCCAUGCAAAAACAUAUUUGCCAAGGCAUUCACUUAUUUGUCUCACACCAUUCCUGAGUUCACAGACAACUGCCUGAUCAACAUUAUGAAAACUGGGGAUGAUUUUUAUGCUACCAGUGAGACCAACUUCAUCAGGAAAAUUAAUCCACAGACUCUGGAGACAUUAGAGAAGGUUGACUACACCAAAUAUGUAGCUGUAAAUUUGGCAACUUCUCACCCGCACUAUGACAGUGCUGGAAAUACUCUCAACAUGGGUACUUCAAUAGUUGAUAAAGGGAAGACAAAAUACAUUCUAUUUAAGAUUCCUUCCUCUGUGCCAGAAACAGAAAAGAAGAAAUCUUGUUUUAAACAUAUGGAAGUGAUGUGCUCCAUCCCAUCUCGCUCUCUGCUGCACCCAAGCUACUACCAUAGCUUUGGAAUCUCAGAAAAUUACAUUAUCUUCGUAGAGCAGCCAUUCAAACUGGAUAUUGUCAAACUGGCAACUGCUUACAUCCGAGGUGUCAACUGGGCUUCCUGCCUUUCCUAUCAUAAGGAUGAGAAGACUUGGCUUCACUUUGUAGACAAGAGGACUAAAAAAGAAGUAUCCACCAAGUUUUAUACUGAUGCCAUGGUGCUGUUUCACCACAUAAACGCUUAUGAAGAAGAUGGCCACAUUAUUUUUGAUAUUAUAACCUAUGCAGACAAUAGCCUGUAUGAAAUGUUCUAUUUAAAAAACAUGGGUAAAUACUUUGAAGAGAACAACAGGCUGACCUCCACACCAACCAGCAAACGCUUUGUUAUUCCUCUGCAGUAUGACAAGGAUGCCGAAGUGGGUUCUAAUUUAGUCACACUUCCAUCUACUGCAACUGCUGUGAAAGAGAAAGAUGGCAGCAUCUAUUGCCAACCUGAAAUACUGUGUGAAGGGAUAGAACUGCCUCGGAUCAACUAUGCCUAUAAUGGCAAAAAAUACAAUUACGUCUUUGCGACAGAAGUCCAGUGGAACCCAGUUCCUGCAAAGAUUGUAAAAUUUAAUAUCCAGACAAAGGAAAUGCUCCAAUGGGCAGAGGACAGCUGCUGGCCAUCCGAGCCCAUUUUUGUUCCCAGCCCUGAUGCAACAGAAGAGGAUGAUGGCGUUGUCCUGACCUGUGUUGUGACAUCUGAUACAAAGAAAGCACCCUUUCUACUUGUCUUGGAUGCUAAAACAUUUCAAGAAUUGGGCCGAGCCACCGUAGAUGUAGAAAUGCAUCUGGACCUGCACGGAAUGUUUAUACCAGAGAAAGACCUGAAGGCUGAGACUGAGUAACAUGAUAUUUCUCCUGUUGCACAGUGAGACAACCUUCUGAAUGUGACAAGAAAUUACUAAAUAUAACCUCAUCAAUGACUACCUAGAAUCUCUUCUAAGAGCAAUGACUUUUAUUACAAAUAGCUAUAUACACAGCUGUACACAACUGUUCCAAAAGAUGGAUGAUCAGUAUUAAGUGUUAAUGUUGGAUACAACUUGUGUGGCAGGGAAUAGAAGACAAACGUAACAAGAAAUGUUUUAGAGGAGAACAUUGCUUUCAGAGCAAAUGAAUUAUGUGUGGGAUGAUGCAUGAUGUGAGUCACUUAUAUCUGCAGAUCAUAUAACUUUCAUGGACUGUUUGAAGACUUGCAGCUCACCACAUAAGUUGUUUCCCACCAGAAAACCUCACGUUAAACUAUCUGCUACGAUACUGAUAAUUCAUGGUAAUGCAUUCUCUUGGUGCUAGAUUUUUUUAAACCCCACUAUAACCAAAGUGUUACAUUGAGGUGCUAAACUUUCUAAUUUAGAACCUAAAAAAACUGCUUUGCUAAUAAUUUCAUAGUGUAUUUUUCCCUUUUAUGUUGACAAAAGCAAGUAAGUUGAAAUAGAAUGUAUGUAGUAUUUUAUGUAGAAUUCAAUUAUACUUUAGUGCUAUUUAGUCUUAAGCAUUUUGUACUUAACAUCAGUUUUCCCUGAGGAGAAUAUUUGAUAAGACAUUUCAUGUAAUAGAUGAUCACAUUGUGUAAAAAGAUAACCAGAAAUGUAGUUAUUUGCUACUAGUGCAAGUUAGUUAAUUACGGUGUGCAUAUGAAUGAGAGUAUAUUUCCAGCAGAACUCAGAUACACGUUCAACAAACUGUUCAGAUAAAAGAGUGAAGCACCUAAUUUAGACCUUAUCUGAACUCCCCUGUAGCUGAAACUACAAGCUAUUAUUGCUAUAGCUUGUCUAUAGGUAUUUAUUGUCUGCUUAGGAGCAUCCAUGUUCUGACAUGGGUUUCCCAUUGCCUGUAACAGAUGCUUCCCAAUAAAAGCAUACAAUUCUCAUUCAUAGUCACAAUUAAAAAGCAUAUUUCCAUAUAGAGUUCAAAUGCCAAAUAUACUGUGAGUGGUGGUUGUUAUAGGAAUGGCAUUUCCUAAUCCCCAGAGUGUACUUCUGAUUUAGGGUAUUGUUUUUUCUUUAAACGAGAGCUUUUUUACCUUGAAUUGUAUUUUCCUGUUGUAGUUACCUUUACUGUUGGAGGCAUCUUUACUGAUGGAGAAAACUAAGUGUACAUCCAUCCAGUUCAGGUGUUCAGCUGGUCUGUACAUAUCACCACACUACUCAGGUAUCUCACUCUUUUAUAUACUCACUCUCAGAGUGUCCCUGCUGCUUGCUGUGUUUUACAGGUAGGAAACUGAAAGAAGCCAUUGUCAUUGACUGUCUCCUCACCACAUGAGUAUCAGGGCUUUGAUGACUUGUUCAUGGUUACAUAAGAUGUUUAUGGCAGAGCAGGAAUUGAACCAACAUCAUCCACAGUUCUUGUUUACACUGUAACAGCUGCACCUCCCUUCCUCUGCUUAAGCCUUUACAUUUUGCAAGUAUAAAGAAUAUACAGGCUAUUUUUAAUGUUGGAAAUGUCACUGGUGAGAUGUAGAGUGAAAAUACGCAUUUUGAGCCAUUCCAAUGUUUAUAUAUUCCAUUAAAAGGAAACAAACACUUCAGUGAGGUGUGUCUGCAGAAAUGGUCAUCUUCACUGUUUUCAAGACAUAUUACCACUGCAUUUAAGAGAACUAUGUCUUCUAAAGAAGAAAUUCAAUUCCAUUUUUUGUAAGUACUGUGGAACCAGUGCUAGAAGACUGACUUCUGAUGCUGGCACGGGACUGCAGCUGUGGGGAUGUUUCUUUUAAACUGAAAAAAGUUUGGGUUUAACAAGUCUCUUCAAAUAUUUCUGGAAUUACAAGAUGGUAACGAAUCAAAGGUGUAACCAUUAUUCUAGAUCUCCCUUUCAGAGCUUGUCUCCAGAAUUUCUUCUGUAGAAUUCAUAGUAUUAUGUUUCUGGAUGAUCAUGAGUUGGGAUACAGGGGUUACUUGACUUCUGAGCAGCUAAUUCUUCUUGGCAGAGAUGACAUGAUGGGGGAAUAUUCAUCAUAAUCCAGAUGUGUUAUCUGCAGUGCAAGAAAGCAAAU